AUGCGUCCAAGCGCGGCGCGCGUCAAGCUCGAGCCGCUGGGCGACGAAGGCAACCGCGGCGCUCCCACCGCGCCUGCCGAUCAAAACGCCGAGCACGGUGACCCGCCUUCCCAGCGGGGCCGUCCUGUCCCCUUCGCGUCUUCUUCUCCAGCUCCUACGCCUCCUUCCUCCUGUCUGUCGCCUGCCCUCUCUCCCCCCUUGUCCUUUCCUCUCUGCGAUCGUCAGCCCGCCGCCUCGCUGUCGUCCGCGGGUGCAAUCUUUGCUCCACCUGAUCUCUGCGGUUUCGAGUCGUCGCUUUCUCAGGCUACUCGCGGCGGGGCCUUGUGCUCCGAGCGUGCUUCUCUCGCGUGUCCGCAACUUCCCUCCGCCCGCACCCGAGCUCCCGCCUUGCGCGCCUCGCUCUCUCGCUUCUUUCGACAGGCCUCACACCCGCCGCCGGGUCCUGCGUUCUUGUCUCUGCUGUGGGACGCUUCGGCGGAGAGGCUGCCUCGUCCUCUUCCUCCGCUCUGCGCACCGUCGCUGCUCCCUCCUCACCACGCCUUUGCCUCCUUCUAUACCGCGCUGUCGGAUCCCGGCGGCGCGGCUCAAGCCACGGGGGCGGCGGCGCUCGGCGGCGGGGGUUUUUUGUCUGCCGUGCACUCUCCUUCUGCGGACGGCGCGCACACGCGUUUCUCUUCUUCUUGCGUCUCUGUGCUUCCCGCGACGCCUUCUCCGCGCGUUUCGUCUCCGCCUUCAGGACCGGUCCGCGGCGUCAAGUACGAAGGAGAGGGCGACCUCUCGCAGCCAGCGAGCUGGGAUGUGGAGGAAGGAAACGACGAGACGGAGGUGCAGCCGCGCGCGGGGCUGCUCGCCGAGGUGCGCGCCCCCACGGCACGCAGCUUCGCCACACGGCUGUACCGACAGCAGGACGUCUGGCGGCGCACGAGAGGCGUCUCGGGCAAUUUGUUCAUCGACAACUUUAGACAGAGGCGCCGCGGCGAAGUGCGGCUAAGCGAGCUUUCCUACUUUUUUGAGACUUGCUACAUGCGCGCCUUAGGCGUGAGCGCCUCGCGCGGUCUCUGGAGCAAUCACACGGCGUCGGUGACGCGCCUCGCCGUCGAUCACACAGGGCGGUUUCUGCUGAGCGGCAGCCUCGACUGCCGAGUAUCGCUUUACGACCUCGACGCAGAUCUUCUGCAUGCGCUCAACGGCGGCCAGGGCGCCGUCACACACUACGUGCCCUUUGGCUACGUGACGCGAAGAAAGAAACCUCUAGCCCCGAAGCGAAUUCUGCAUCCCGUGCACUGCCAAGCGCGACUGCCGCCGCUGCCUCGCUUUUUCCUCUCCCCGCCCUCCCCCGGGUCUGCGCCUUCGUCCUUCGAGGCGUCGCGGUCGCGCGGGGGAACCUGCCGGCGCGGUCACUCGCGCUCAGUCACCAGCGUCGCAUGGCUGCCGGCAGACAAUGGCCUCUUCGUCUCCGCUGGGCUUGACCCCUUCGUGAAGGUGUGGGAUACUGAGGCGUGGGAGCCCGUCUUCGACGUGCCGCUGGGGACGGAGGCGUACGCGACGGCGUUUUCUUCUUCGGUUUCGUCGUGUCUCUGCGCGCCUGGAGAGACCGCGGCGCGCGGCGGCGGCGCGUGGUUCGCCGAGCAUCGCCGCCCCGCCGCAGACGGCGAGCUGCGCAGUCCGCUGCUGGCAUGCGCAGGCGGCAAUGGAGCCGUUCAGCUCUGCGACCUCCGCCUCGCAGCCUCCACGCUCACGAUCUUGGGACAUCAAGGCCCCGUCCUGAGCGUGUGUUGGCAUCCGCAACGACCCUUCGAGCUCUUUUCGGGAGGAAAAGACGGCGCGAUGAAAACGUGGGACAUCCGGAGGGCGGACGCCUCUCUCUUCUCCUUCAACCAUCUGCUACCUGACGUCGUCUUCCUGGAGGCGCACGGCUCGAAUCUGCCGUCUUCGAGUGCACGCCGCGACCUACGGCGCACAGGAGACGCCGACGCUUUCGACUGCUUGCCCUCUGGAGGGGCUCCAGGUAGCCCGCGGAGGCUGUCGGCGAGAGAGGCGCCGCGGUACCGCCCUCGCGCGGAGUCUCAGGCCCCGGGUGCGCUCUCGUCCUCUUCCGCGUCCUCCCUUGCGUGUCCUGCUUCGCGCUCGCGCCUUCCACUCUCCUCCGCCGCCGGCGCCGCUUCCUCUUCUGCAUUCGGAUGCACUUUGCCGUCGCUCAAUGAGCUCUGCGAAGCUCCUCUCUCGACUCGCCACGAGUCGGCGUCGGCCUCUUCUUCGCGUCUCACGUCCUACGCCUCAUCCUCUUCAGAUGCUGGCGCUCCCUCCGCGCCUUGCGACCGGCCUCGGGUGUCUACAGCGAGCUCCGCGUCGCCUCCCUUCUCUUCUUCGCGAGCCGAGGCGGUUGCGGCGGCGGAUGACGAAGAACGCGCAGAGGCGUGGGAGCUUCUUCUGUCCAGAAGGCGAUCCUGCAGGUCCUCCGCGCGCUCGUUUGCGUCUGCCGGCAGCCCCCUGGCCUGGUCGGCUUCCUCUGCGUCGCGCUCACCCCCCAGUGGUCUCCGCGGGGCUCUGCGUCGACGAGAGGGGCGCUCGCCAUCUGCAGAGCGGAGAUCCAAAGAGUCUGCGCCGUUCACCCUCUACGCGCCGCGCCGCGACCCCGGUCAGAGCGGCCUACAGGCGGCAGGCGGCGGGCGGCCCCAGCGUGCGGGGGAGGGGGAGCUCGGCUCGUCGCGCCUGCGUGCGAAGCGAAGAAAAGAUGGAAGCACGGUGCUUCCCUACAUGCCUGCGCUUGAGCGGAUCUACCGCCCGCUGGUGACCGGCUCGACCAGGCGAGAGGAAGAGGCUCCAGAAGAGGAGACGCGGGAAAGGAAGCGAAGGGGAGGCCCGGAGAGGGAGCUGAAGAAGACAGCCGAAGAAGAACCCACUUGCGGACGCCCACGACGACCCCCUCUCUCACUCUCUUCCGCUUCUUCUCUGAGUCCAGGCUCAUCACCUCACUCUCCGUCCUCGGCGUCGUCCGCUGCUCCCGCAGCCUCUCCGUCUGCCACGUCGUCGCACCGACUCGCCACCGAACUGGGGCAGCGCACAUCUCGACGCGCGACGUCUCCUCAAGAGGUCUCAGGCAAGAAACGCACACCCGGCGUCGCUCGUGCGCCUACGCUGCCAGAGUCGUCUUCGUCUCCGUCUUCUUCCUCGUCUCCUUCCCCUUCUCCGUCCUCUUCUUCCUCAUCUUCUUCGUCUGCUUCUCCGUCUUCGUCGUCUGACGGGAGCUCGCCAGAGAGCGACGCGGACACGGAGACUGCGCCGGAGGGCGUCGCAGGCGCGCCGAAAGCCGAGCGAGCAAGCGGGAGAGCGAAGCCAGCUGCGUCUGUGCGCCUGCGGAGGGGUGCUGCCGCGUCGGCGUCUCCUCCGCGGCUCCAGGCCGCCUCCCGCGCCUCGCCUGCGCCGGUCGCGCGCCAGGGGACAGCCACCUGGGUCGCUGAGGCGAGUCUGAAGGCUCCUGAGGCGCGACGGUCUUUUUCGCCCGCGUCGUCUUUGUCUCCUCCGCGCGUCGCGCGUUCGCCGCCGCCGUCAUCCGCGUCUUCGGGCCUGCCUUCCUCAGCUGCUUCCUCGGCGUCCUCUGCGCGGAGGCCGCCGACGCGCGGAGGGGACCGGCAAUCCGCGACCCAGCGUGGCGCAAGAGCGACAGCGGCAGCGCCUGCGCGGGGGCAAAGCCGCCCAAAGUCGAGGAGCCCUGCCCGGGGGCGCAGCCGUGAAGCUGUCGCGAGCCACGCGGAAGACGAGCAAGGAGACGUCUCCGCGUCGUCGCUCAUUGCAGCCUACGGAAGCCUCCUGAGGCGGCACAUUCGACAGUCGAGGGGAGGAGAAGGAAGCGCAGGGCCGCGUUCGCUCCCUAGUGGGCAGCGACCUGCCGCCUCGUCUACGCCCGCGCCGCGCGAACCCUCGUCUUCACGCACUCCGCAGAGCGCGGCGCGCGCGUCCCGUGCGAGCUGCUCGCAGCCGUGGCUCCCGCUGUCCUCCGCGUCUGGGCCUUCGGCCGCUUCCGCGGCUUCCGGUGCGUCGUCUCGACCCUCGUCGCCUUCUGCUCGCCGCGGAGGGCGCGCGGCGCCGAGCUUUUUUCCCCGCUCGGCCUCUGCGCGCGGGUCGUCUGCAUCUGCGUCGUCGUCCUCAGGCGUCGCCGGGGGGCACGCGGAGGACGUCUCCUACUUGGGACGGCGCGAUGAGGUGACAGACUGGGUGGGCGCUGCGUCGUUCCUCUCUUCUACGCGCAAGCUGGGACGCUACGCGCUGCAGUUCUCCGCGGCUUCGGCUGCCGGGUCGGCCUCUCCUGGUGCCGCGGCCGUGGCGCACGACGGCGGGGUGCCUGAGAUCGUCUGCGACGGCUCCUUCGUGCUGUCGGCGGGCGCGGACGGCUCAAUGCGCCUCUGGAACGCGCACACGGGGCUGCAUUGCUUCGUGCACUACGACGUGCUGCGGCCGCUCCAGGCGCGCCCGCGGCAGGAGACGCGGCGCGCGGGGCGCGGCGGGGGCGGAGGCGUGCUGAGGCGAGAGAGGGACACCGGGCGACGGCGGCGCCUGUCGCUGCGGGAGCGGGUCAACGGGCGCGAGAUCUUUCCCUCGGGUCUGCGGCACGACGCGGAGCGCCGCGCCGUUUCUGGGCUUGUCGACGGCGACGGGCUCGCCGAGCGCGGCAGCGAAGAACGUGACUCGCGGAUGCGGCGGGGGGGCGGACGCCCUCGAGAGGCGUCCGCUUCCUCGCCGCCGCCGGCCGGCGGGAAGUGUCUCUUCACGCAGUUCACGCUGAGCCCUUCGGGGCGCUUCGUGCUGCGCGGCCGCGGCGAAGAGGUCGCCAUCUUCGAGGUGGAGACUGGCAACCGGCAGGCGGGCGUCGAGGCGGCGGCCGAGGGACAAGAAGGCGACCAGAUACGCUGCGUCGUCUGGAACGAAAAGCGACGGGAGGCCUACGCGGGGCGAGGCGAUGGAGCAAUCAGCGUGUGGGACGCUGGAGGCUUUGAGUUUUUGCGGGCGACUCCCUCAGACGACGACGAGGAAGAAGAAGAAGAGCAAGAGUGGGAAGAGCGCGGCCUCACGCCGCGGACACUGCCGGUCGUUCACGUUCAGCCUGCCACGCUAUAG
Molecule: messenger RNA, 5115 nt
Organism: Besnoitia besnoiti
Lineage: Eukaryota; Apicomplexa; Conoidasida; Eucoccidiorida; Sarcocystidae
Product: WD domain, G-beta repeat-containing protein
Exons: 9
Coding region: 1-5115 (1704 amino acids)
Biological process (GO): protein polyubiquitination; proteasome-mediated ubiquitin-dependent protein catabolic process; transcription-coupled nucleotide-excision repair
Cellular component (GO): Cul4A-RING E3 ubiquitin ligase complex; nucleotide-excision repair complex
Molecular function (GO): protein binding
Source: RefSeq, a predicted model, not a curated record